This is a messenger RNA of Aspergillus alliaceus, 1480 nucleotides long. RefSeq names its product ribosome biogenesis protein BRX1. Bases 53 to 1138 code for a protein of 361 amino acids. NCBI's taxonomy places the organism in Eukaryota, Fungi, Ascomycota, Eurotiomycetes, Eurotiales, Aspergillaceae. Gene Ontology annotation, biological process: ribosomal large subunit assembly; rRNA processing. The transcript has 2 exons. Gene Ontology annotation, cellular component: nucleolus. Gene Ontology annotation, molecular function: rRNA binding. The record is from RefSeq and is a predicted model, not a curated record.
CGAUGAACAACCUUGAAAUUUUCUUUUAAGUCAGUUUAUCUCCAAGUUCACAAUGGCAGCGGUAUACAAGUCGGUGUCUAAGAAGCAAGCGAAGCAGCUUGCUAGACAGCAAGAACAAGAUGACUCAGAUGCAGAGAUGGCCGACAUGGCUGACCUUCUCGCCGAUGCCGAUGACACGAGCGACAGCGAUGAGGAGGAAGAUGUGGAAUCCUCCAAGAAGCAGCUUGCUGCUGGAUUUAUGCCCAAGACCCGUGUUCUUAUGUUGACUUCUAGAGGUGUCACACACCGCCAUCGGCACUUGUUGGCAGACCUUGCUGGUUUGCUCCCUCAUACCCAUAAAGAAAGCAAACUUGAUACGAAAAAGAAGACCGCCGGAUAUAACCUCCUUCUGAACUCUCUCGCCGACCUUCAUUCAUGCAAUGUCAUUUUCUUCCUCGAGGCUCGCAAGCGUGGCCAAGAUUUGUACCUCUGGCUUGCUCGUCCCCCGAACGGGCCAACGCUCAAAUUCCAUGUUAACAACUUACAUACCAUGAGCGAACUGAAUGCUGGGUUUAGCGGCAACUGCCUGAAGGGUGGUCGUGGUAUUGUGGUUUUCGAUCGUUCAUUUGACGAACAAGGUCCGGUUAUGAGCCAGCCAGGCAACGAGUACCGAGGAUUGGUCCGGGAGAUGCUGCGUGGUGUAUUCUCCGUUCCCAAGCGUGGAGUUAAGGGAAUGAAGCCUUUCGUCGACCGCAUCAUUGGUGUGUUCGGCGUGGACGGCAAGAUCUGGAUUCGAGUGUAUGAGAUCAGAGAAUCAGAGGCCGGAGGCAAGAAGAAGGAGGAUGGAGAGGAAGCUGUGAAGCCUACACCCAAGGGCAAGGAUGGUCUACCGGAGGUUUCUCUUGUCGAGAUUGGACCUCGCUUCGUUUUGACGCCAAUCGUCAUUCUGGAAGGCAGCUUUGGCGGUCCUGUCAUCUACGAGAAUAAGGAGUACGUGAGCCCCAACCAGGUCCGUCACGAUAUCCGGAUUAGCAAGGCCGCCCGCCACGCGAAGCGCAGGGACCACGAGACCGAUCGUUUCGCCAAGCGGACAAACUUGGGAUUGGGAGAAGGCCAGCGCAAACCAGGCCCAUUGGACAACAGGCAGCUGUUCGCAUAAGUGUUGCUUUUCUGUUUUCUUUUCAUUCAUUUUGUCUCUUCUUUCUAGUGCUAUUAGACUCGAUAUCCUAAGGGGAUGUACAUGUGUUUGAGAUGCAAGGGGCACCUUAUCAUGGUCUAAAAGGCGUCUGGUGUGAACAACUAAUAAAAGUUCGAAUGUUACGAUGAAUGCCGACACAUUUUCCGGCACUAGCUGAUUGGAGUUGCUCACUUGUCCAACUUGAAUAAUCGCGUUCGGGUGUCAUUCUCUAGAAUCAGUGCGCGCGCACAUUAUUCGCGGACUGACAGAAUAUGCUACCGUAGCAACCCAGCAUUGUGCUUUGUUUAUUCACAGGGCUUAAAU